AUGAUUGAUUUUCUAUUUAUUGAUUCGAAUCGAAAUGAAUCUUUAUCUGGUCUAUUUUCGAUUGAUUCUCAAGGUUAUAUUCAUACAUUAGCUAUAUUUGAUCGUGAAUUUCAAUCAAAUUAUACCUUUUAUAUAUUUAUGUAUGAUAGAAUAUUAAAAUCUUAUACAUUUCCAACUUGUAUAAUCAUUCAAAUACUUGAUGAAAAUGAUCAUAUACCAUAUGAACCCUUUCUUUCAAAUUCUUCGAUAUUAUCAAUUGAACAAAGAAAUAAUGAUGAAACAAUUGUAUAUAAAUUUCAACCUAUUGAUCUUGAUGAUGAACUUAAUGGAUUUGUUACAAUUGAAUGUCUUAAUUGUUUAUCAAUAUUUUAUUUUUAUAUUAUAAAUUCAUCAAUAUUAAUAACUCGACGUAAUAUAAAAAUACCCGAUGGAAUAUAUACAUUAAAUUUAAUGUUGCGUGAUCAUGGUUUAAUUAUAUCAUCUAAACAAUUUUAUACAUUAACAAUUAAUCUAACUCAUUCUUUAAAUUCUAAAGAACAAGAAAAAUUAUAUUCUAUAAAGUUUAUCUAUAAAUAUUUUUUAUUAAAAUUUUCUUGGCAUUAUUUUAUUUUAUUUCUAAUUAUUUGGUUUAUACUUGUUCUUAUGGCUAUAUGGACAUGUUUUCAUUAUGAUCGAAUAUCAAUUAAUAAACAAAUUUAUCAACAUAAAAUAAUUAAAAAAAGAAAUAAAAUUUUAACUUUAAUCUAUCAAAUUGUAUGCAAAAAUCGAAAUCCCAGUAAUAACGAUGUGUCAAGCAACUUGAAGUCAAUUCCUAUUCGAAAUCAUUCUACACAAGUAACACUUCGUUCCACAAGUUUUUCACAAUUAUACAAUAUUAAUUCGCAUUACCAACUAUCAUCAUCAAUGAUAAAUUCAAGAGAAACUAUUCUUACUGAUGCCGCAACAAAUGCGUCCUAUCAUGAAGAUAAUAAUGAUAUUUGGCAACCUAUGAAUACUAAUAAUCGGAGAUUAUAUGAAAAUACAAGCCCUAUUUUGCAUAAUAAAAAUUAUUAUUUUGAACCAAUCGAUCGUGAUUUUUCAACAAAUCUAACAACAUCUCAAACAAAUCAUUCACAUUUAAUUCAACGACCUGUACCCAUUUCAAACUUUCAAUUAAAUACAUUAAUGGAACGUUCACAGCAACAACAACAACAACAAUAUUUUUUACAAACAAAAACAAAUUCAACAACGAAUAUUAAUUCAUCUAAUAUUGAUUCAACAAUUCGAUCGUAUGGAUUACCUCGUUCAGUAACAACAGAUCAAUUUUCAAAUAAUAAAACUUCAAAAACUAGAUCAUAUUAUUAUCCUAGUGUACAAGAUGUACUUGAUGCUUUAAAUCGUGAAUCAAAUUUUAAAGAAUCAUUUGUUUGA
This is a messenger RNA of Rotaria sp. Silwood2, 1410 nucleotides long. The record is from the annotation of a GenBank genome assembly. Lineage: Eukaryota; Metazoa; Rotifera; Eurotatoria; Philodinida; Philodinidae.